AUGGCAAUUUGCCUUUUUUUCACUUGUUUUCUCCACUCUCUCUCUGGAGUUCAAAAGCCCGAAAGAGAGAAAAUGCGCAACCGCAGCAGCAUGAUUCCAGAAGAGGUUUUCUUUGAAAUCUUGAUAAGAUUGCCAGUCAAAUCCAUACUAAGAUGUAAGUCUGUUUGUAAAUCUUGGUUGUCUCUAAUUUCUAAACCUAAUUUUGCUAAAUUCCAUCUUGAUAUUGCUGUUGAAAGAAAAAACAGUAGAAGUCUCAUUCUAAGAGGCCACAAUGAGUUAAUCUAUUCUAGAGUUUAUGAUGAAUCUCUAAAAUCGCCAUCAUUUAGUGAGAUCGAUGAAGAUUUUGUUGUUGGAAUUGAAGAUUACCCAUUGAAAUCUUCAGGUUUUAGAAUUAAAUUGGUUGGGUCUUGCAAUGGUCUUGUUUGUCUUUUGUUUUAUGAUAAUGACCGGGUGAGUUCUAGUGUGGAAGAAAUUUUCUGUGUUUGGAACCCAGCAACUAAAGAAUUCAAGAAGAUACAUUUUCAGUUAUCAGAGUCAUUUGAAAUUUGCAAAUAUGCUUUUGGUUAUGAUUGCCAGAAUGACGACUAUAAGUUGCUACGUCUUGCAUUUGGAGGUGCAGUUAGUGUUUAUACAUUAGGCUCAAAUUCGUGGAAAACCAUUCCAUCCAGAAAGCAUUACUGGUUGUCUUAUGGGAAGGAGGUAGUUGUUAAUGGAUAUAUUCAUCGGUUUGCUGUACCAAGGAACCAGUUGGACCAGAUGAUCAUAGUAUCAUUGGAUAUCAGUAAUGAAAAUUCAAAGAAAUUCAACUACCGAAAGAAGUUUUUGAGUACAAAUGCUUGGAUAUUAUUGCUAAUGGAGUUUUGGAAGGGUGCCUCUGUUUACUUGUUAAGGUUGAUGAGGUUGGUGUUGAAGUCUGGGUAAUGCAAGAUUAUGGAGUUCGUGAGUCUAGGACUAAACGUUAUGUUAUCACCAAUGAGAUUGUAACUAACUGCCGUCAUUUGUCGAUUCUGUGGAAUUUUAAAAAUGGUGAGAUUCUAUUUAUGGUUUCUGGUGGGCUGAUAUUAUAUGACCCAAAACGUGGAAGUGCUAUUGAAAGAAAGUUGACUAGUCUAACAGGUUUUAAAUUAGAGAAGAAGUAUGUAGAAACUUUCGUUUCGCUGAAUUCUGGUACCUACACGGGGCGAGGACAAAUAGAGGAAUCAGCUGAAAGUUGAAACACGGAUGAGAAGAAGGAUAAGAAGCAUACUAGAUGGUGCUUCAUUGGAAAACGUUGAAUGAUUCUUUUACUUUUCUCAUUUACUAUUCCUAGUAUGUCUUAGCCAAAUGGUUUAGCUUUUGGAAGUUCUACAUUCGUCCAAAAUAAUUCCAUUAGUGAUUUUUGCUACCCUUCAGAUACCUUUUAACUUUCUACGCUUUAUGUUUGCUUGUUGAUUGUUCUCAUGAUCCUUUGGAUUGAUGUUCCGUUGUCACAUACUUGGGGCGAGUUAUAACGCUCUUGUAUACUAAUCUGAUGAGCAUUGCAGUCUAUCAUGUAUUUACUCAAGAUGUCCUUGUUAAUAAAAUCUUUUACUAGGGGUUCUGGUACUGUAUGUACUGAAUGAAUUUACAUAACAUUGAAUUGAAAUCUUUUGAUGAUGUUUUUUAGUCUAUUACUACCUGGGAUGAGGCUCAUGUGUAACUAGAGAAAAUUAGUCCGUCUCUGAUGUUGAUUUACUGUGCAUAUUACUCUCCAUCCAUGGGAGAUUUUAGUCUUACUGAAAGUGUCUGCUGUUUAUAUCCAUGGGAGAUUUUAGUUUUCUUAUUCACGACCAAAGGUUUAUCUUUGUUAAGUGAUGUGGUCGAAGUAUGUAGUCGAAGCUUUAUGCCCGCCUACCGUUUUUUGUUUUAGUUCUCGUCGGAGAUAUUUGAACGGCUCCUAAUUUGUCG
Messenger RNA from Papaver somniferum (opium poppy), 1926 nucleotides. Its product is annotated as F-box/kelch-repeat protein At3g06240-like. The transcript has a single exon. NCBI's taxonomy places the organism in Eukaryota, Viridiplantae, Streptophyta, Magnoliopsida, Ranunculales, Papaveraceae. Bases 1 to 921 code for a protein of 306 amino acids. Gene Ontology annotation, molecular function: protein binding. The record is from RefSeq and is a predicted model, not a curated record.